AUGUCUCACACAAGUCAACGGACAUCGCCAUCGACGUUCGAUCGAGAUUCCAGACUCAAGAGACGAGCGUUGACUCCUGAAGAGGCGAGAGAUAUGCAAGAAAUUGAGGUGGAGAAAAGUGAUCUGUUCUACAAUGCACUCCGAGACUUGCACCGUAGGCGUGGUCUCUCCGUCACCGCAGACACGGCCACGGAUUUUUUAAACGGCUUCGAUAAGCUUGCCAGACAGGCGAAGGGCCGCCCGAGUGUAGACCCAGACAAGUUUUUAAAACUUAUUGAGGAGCAUGGCGUCCCCCAGUCGGACUGCCGUACGAUAUCAAGAACCCUCUUAUAUAUUGCGGAGUUCAACCCAGAACAUGGGUUUCUUGGCAAGAAGUUGCUGCUCAGCAGCUCCCGUGCGGGACAUGAGGAAUCGACAAUCAGUGUGAUGGGGCAUGCUGUCCUUCAGCACAUCAAAACGCCAGGGGCACUUCGGAGUAAGGAGGUCCAAUCCGCCAGCGAGCACUUGGAUCAGAUCGUAGAGUCGGGCCACAACUACCGCGCCAAGGUGCUCAAGGGAAGAAUCGCGGAAGUACUGGGUGAUGAGAUAACGGCCAUCAGGAUGUGGACCAGCGCAAUGGCUUCGGCUGUAGAAGCUGCAACCAUGGCCGAGAGGGAGAUUGAAGAAGGCGUUAGACAAAGGGGGAAGGAAGCGGACCAGUUCGAACUGACUUCACCCUGGAUCGACCUUUUCCACAUCCAUCGUCGUAGGGGAGAAGCCAGACAGGCUAACUGGGCCCUUGAAAUCGGUUGUCAGCAGGACGACCCGGACGCGCAUUACCUGUACGCAGAUUACUCGUGCAAGGCUUACCACGACUACGAAAGCACGAUUCCCAUGUAUACCAGCGACUGGCUCUUUCACAUGAUGAAGGCCGCCACAAGCGGCCACAGCAGAGCCGCAUACGAACUUGGCGAGUUCUACGCCCAGAGUUCCUGGAAGUACAUUGAGGACGAGCCGCCAGACGACGUGAAACCCACACCAUUCGAUUCGUACCCAGCUCCGAGUGCCGGAACCCCGAGCUGGUGGAAUACUCUCCAGGCCGUUUUGGGCUUCAAACCAGUACAGAGCUCAAAGCGCGCGGACUACGGCAUUUUUAAUAUCGCAGCGUUCCCUUUCAACGCCGCGGACCGGUUCAGAAUCGCCCUGGACUGGGCGACGAUUGCCACGCAUUACGGCUACGCCCCAGCCUCCCUCUUGAAGGCCAAGAUCUACAUGCAAGAGACCCUCGACCACCUGAAGAGCUCGCCUCGAACCGCGCCCAAAGAGGCCAUAGAACUCAAAGACGAGAGGUACACCUACGCGUCGAAGGAAGACUACGAGGCAGGCAUCAAGAAAAACCCCGAAGAGAGCAUCUCAGAAGAAGACGAAGUCAUAACCGGCCCACCCAACCCCUUCUACGACCUCUCCCUCGCCAAACUCUGGCUCCGCGAAGUCUUCUUCGCGCACACCGCCCAUGUCCAAAUCGCCAUCGCCAAGAAGCAGUACCUCAAACAGCGCCGGCAGGGCCUCGUGCGCGCCGCCACCAACGACGACGACAUCAUCUCCGAGAAGAGCUUCAAGGACCUGCCGCACCAUAUUCGCAAGUGGUUUCGGUUUCAGGAGGUUCGGGAGCAGUAUGAGGAUAAGAUUGAGGAGUAUCAUCGCGAGGCGAAGGAGCUUUGUGAUUUGAUGGAGUGGGAUUUGUUUGAUGAUGAUGGGGGGUUGGUCUAUAGGGCUGGGAAGACGGGUGGGAGGGGUCAGGCUGCUGCCGCCGCUGCUGCCUGA
Molecule: messenger RNA, 1803 nt
Organism: Zasmidium cellare ATCC 36951
Lineage: Eukaryota; Fungi; Ascomycota; Dothideomycetes; Mycosphaerellales; Mycosphaerellaceae
Exons: 2
Coding region: 1-1803 (600 amino acids)
Molecular function (GO): protein binding
Source: RefSeq, a predicted model, not a curated record